CAUUUUUGGAAUUUUUGCGCUCUCCGGGGGGGUGGUCAUGGAUCUGUUCAUGGGUGAGCUAAACGGCAGGCUCAGAGUUUCAGUCGCAGAUUCAACCAUGAUGUGGAUUGUGCACGAGGCGAUGCACAAGGCCCACGAGAAGGUCAAGGCGAAGGGCGUGAUCUCCCGCCUCAACGAGAUAUCCAAGUUCUACGAGCUCGCCGUGAUUCAACUGGAAGGGUGCUUGCGGUUUGUCCAGGAAGAGGCAGAUUCCGGCGCUCUCGAGACCCCUCACCAGGAUCUGCUCACCGACUUAGCCGAGAUCAGGAACCAUCUCCAGGGCCGCCUCGUUGAGUCGGAGAUGGCGAUCUUGGAGAAGGACGCGGAGUUGGCAGAGAGGCUGGAGAGCGAGAUCAGGCUCAGACACGCGCUGCACAUGAAGGAGAUGGAGCUGGCUUCUUUGAGGAGUGAAGCGGAGCUUCAAAGGGGAUCGAGGAUCGGGGGUGCUGAGGACUCGAGUUCAGGCAAUGUUUGGGGUAGCGGUGGAGAAGAGAGCAGAGGAGGUGAGUUUUGUGAGCUGAAGAUUUCUGUGGAUCAACAAGUGUGGAACAUCAAGCAGAAACUCGAUUCUGAUUACAAUAAUCAAGUGGUCGAUGAAGCGAAAGAACGUACACAUAGGAGUUCUAGUAACACGAUGAUCGAGCGAAUGGGGUCCGACAUCGACACCCUGAAAGAGACUCUGGAUCUUGCUUUUGGGAAGAUGCAGAUCGCCAUUUCCUCCUCGGAGAUGGGGCCAAUGGAGCAAGAAUGGAGGUGGGGCAUCGAGAAGGAUAUCAACAUCGUGUUGAUAAAAGAGUUCAUCAGGGGUAUUCAGGAACAUUGCGAGUUGGCGGACUCGAGAAGGGUUGCAAAGCGAGCCCCAAGUACGGUUUUUGGAGAGGAUUGGUCUGGUCUUAUGCACGAAAUUGCACUGCUACGCUAUGAACUCGGGUCUUUGAUCAGCCAAAGUGAUGUCAACUUUGUUGGGGAGGCAAGAGGCGGCGAGCCAUUAUUUACCAAGACAAAGUCCGAAAGCAGCAUCCCAAAAGAAGCAACGGAAUUACUAGGCAAUGCUCCAUCGAAGAUUGGAAAUGAAGGCUGCGAGAGGAAGCAGCGACAGGGAUAUGAUGGAGAAGACGAGGAGAGCCACCUAGUUGCGCGGAUGAUAAAGAGUCACGAGUCGAUUAUUCAACAAAGGAGAGAGGAGCUGAAUUGGCUCAAGAGCGACAUUUUUCUCAGAAAGGGGUGUUCUUCUAAUUGGAAAGAGAAGGAUCCUAGUGGAUCAAACAGAAGGAUCGAAGAAGUGAUCUGGAGGUUGGACGAAAUCCUGAAGCGAAAUUCGAAGCUAAGCGAAAGAAUUAGUGGCUACUGUGGAGGUGCUUGCGAGGAGGAAAAUUACCAGGAAACUAUGUCUGACAAAGUGGAGACAUAUGCGGAUAGUCAGGGAACUGGUGCUCGUGCAGGAUUAGUUAAACAAGGGGACAGAAGUCGAGUUCCAUGUGAGGCAGAUUCGAUGAGAAGCGAUGAAAUAAGGAGUGUCAGAGAAGAAAAGGAGCUGAUAGAUUUGCAGAGCAUUUUAGUGGAUGAGAUCUACAUCACACUGCUGAAGAGUAUGCAAAAUGAAUGCCAUGCCGAGUUAUUUGAUUAUGAGUUAGAUUUUCUGAUAAGGCAAGGCAUACUCUGUGAUCUAGUGAAGGAAGCGACUCUAGAGCAGAGCGAAGAAAUAGCUAGGAACAAGAUUGAGUCCUGGGUCAGGGAAGAGCUGUAUUCCACAUUUCUCCUCGAAUCGACGAAAUAUCAGAGAUGUGCUUAUUGCUUGAAGAUGGCAAUUUAUGAUGAUCGGGAUGUCAGAGAUAAGGUUAUGUUCCCCGGAAAUCCUGCUACUCCCAUUCCUGGGAAUUAUAAUUUGCAAGACCAGAUGAAUGAUGUCGUGCAUGCGGUUGUCCUACGUGAAAUCCUAAAGGAACGGCAUGACGCUGUCGAAGAUUUUGUAAACGAGAUCCUUGUCACAGAAGAAAUUGGUCAUAUUGUCUCCGGCGAGAUAAUUAAAGAUAUGGUUGAAGGGGCUAAUUCCAGAUCGAAUCGACAUGGAGAGUUAUAUCGUAUAGAAGAUGGAUUAUAUGAAACUGCUGAUCAAAGCGCUGAAUAUUCCAGUUUAGAAUGCGCAUUGAAGGAAAAUGUAUUCAUGGUUUUCCUAAGAGAGACCACCAAGGAAUGGAGAGAAAAGAUAGAUGCUUGUGUCAUUGAGAGAAGUAUUUCUGAAAAAGAGAUGCAUCAGUUUGUCGUCGCUCAGUCUUUGAGACACGCUUGUGAUCACUCCAGACAAGCUGAAUCGCAGAAAAGAGUUACUGUUGUAAGCCCGGAAGGUUUGGAUGUAGAUGAGGAAUUCGCGACCACUACGAGUACUCAUUUCGAGAAACAAAACGAGAUCAAUAUUCCCCAAGAGUCGUCAAUCAAUGAGGAAAAUGGUUUUGCUCCUGAGAGAGUUCAAAGAGUACUAAACGACUCGGAAUAUAGUUUUCGAGCAGAAGGCAGGGGCAUUCAGGAGGCUCAGGUUCAGGAGACUUUAAACAUGGGCACCGUCAAUGAUCAAAAGCCUUCCAUGGUCGAACCAAAAGAAACUGGUUCUAUGCAGUUUGUUCCCUCACAUUUGGUAUCUCAACCUCUCCAGGACUUUUCAGAAGCAAUAUCAGAUCUGCAGCGAAAAUCGCACGAUCGUCUAGGGAAGAAUAUCAAGAGUUUGGAUGCAUAUACCCUCUCCUUGUUCAAAGUCGCUAGCAGGACAACACGAAGCCUAUUUCCUUGGAUAACACGGGAUUACAAAAGAAUGCUUGAACUUCUCUCGAGCGAAAUCAUGUAUGUUCUUCUUUACAGGCUACACGACAUGAAGAGCCAAUUACAUGCCUCAUUUGAGCUAGUUGACUCGCUCAGGAGAAGAGAAAUGCUUUACAGGAAAGCCUUCAUCAGGAGAUGCCAGAAUCUUCAGAAGGCCGAGACCGAGGUGGAUUUACUGGGCGACCAAGUGGAAGCGCUUCUUGAAUUGCUCGAGAUGAUAUAUGCAAAGCUUCGCCAAUCCCCUGUUUUCGAGAAGCAUUUCGAGAUCUCUGAAAUUCUUGGGCUGAUCAAGAAAGAACUGAUAAACCGGAACGAUCAAAGCGCCUAAAAGUUGCUCGAGGGGAUCACUUAGGAUCACUCUUUUCUUAAGCAUCCUUGGAAACGGCAAUGGGA
Rhodamnia argentea is the source of this 3246-nucleotide messenger RNA. RefSeq lists its product as uncharacterized. NCBI's taxonomy places the organism in Eukaryota, Viridiplantae, Streptophyta, Magnoliopsida, Myrtales, Myrtaceae. The coding region runs from base 38 to 3181 and encodes 1047 amino acids. The transcript is spliced from 4 exons. The record is from RefSeq and is a predicted model, not a curated record.